AUGGAUAAUUUGCAAACCAUUCGAUUCAGCGGGAAUACUUUAGGUGUCGAAGCAAGUCAAACUUUAGCUGCGGCACUGAAGAAUAAGACCAAGUUGAAGACGGCUAUCUUAUCUGACAUCUUCACUGGACGCUUACUGUCGGAAAUUCCUUUGGCAUUGAAAGCUCUGUGUGAUGCCUUUGAACAAAUCGAAUUAACCGAACUCGACUUGUCAGAUAACGCAUUUGGUCCUGCCGGCGCUGAACCCUUGAUCGAUUUCUUGUCCAACUCAAAGUCCUUGCAAACUCUUCGACUUAACAACAAUGGUCUCGGCAUCGGUGGCGGCACCAUGAUUGCUAAAGCUUUACAGGCUUCGGCUGAUAAGGCUCGUGCUGAAAACCGUCUUUCUUCUCUUCGUACAAUCAUCUGUGGUCGCAACCGCUUGGAAGAUGGUAGCAGCAAAGCCUUGGCAACCGCUUUUGCGUCACAUGGUACCUUGGAAGUCGUUCGUAUGCCUCAGAACGGUAUUCGUCCGGAUGGCAUUAAAACCAUCGUCGGCGGUUUGGCAGAGUGCAAGGGCUUGCGUCACAUCGAUUUGCAGGAUAAUACCUUCACCGCCAAAGGUAGCAAGGCCUUGGCCGGUGCGUUAGUCAACUGGCCUAAGUUGGAAGUGCUCAAUGUCGGGGAUUGUCUUUUGUCGAAGCGCGGUGGUUUGGCAUUGGCGGAAGCUUUGCAACAGGGUCACAACAAGAAUUUGACGCAUUUGCAUCUCCAGUAUAACGAGAUCCAGGCAGACGCAGUAGAGGCACUCGCUUCGGCUGUCAAGAGUCAUUUGAAGGAUUUGGUGCACAUGGAUAUGAACGGCAAUCAAUUUGACGCAGAGGCAGAUGUUGUGCAGACAUUAACGGACGCGUUAGCGGCUUGGGAUCACGAAGAUGCUUUGCUUGAACUGGACGAUAUGGAAGAGCCUGACAGCGACGAAGAAGAAGAAGAGGAGGAAGAAGAAGACGAAGAGGAUGAGCUUGUUCAAGAAGCUGAAAAAGCUGAAGAAAAAGAGCCGCUAUCAAAGGGCGAUGAUAAAGCCGAGGAAGAUGAGUUGGUGAAGCAACUUAAAAACACGCAUAUCUAA
Messenger RNA from Radiomyces spectabilis, 1107 nucleotides. RefSeq lists its product as uncharacterized. Gene Ontology annotation, molecular function: small GTPase binding; GTPase activator activity. Gene Ontology annotation, cellular component: cytosol; perinuclear region of cytoplasm; nucleus. The coding region runs from base 1 to 1107 and encodes 368 amino acids. The transcript is spliced from 2 exons. Lineage: Eukaryota; Fungi; Mucoromycota; Mucoromycetes; Mucorales; Radiomycetaceae. Gene Ontology annotation, biological process: activation of GTPase activity; nucleocytoplasmic transport. The record is from RefSeq and is a predicted model, not a curated record.